Messenger RNA from Panicum virgatum (switchgrass), 1431 nucleotides. Its product is annotated as glutamate-rich protein 2-like. The coding region runs from base 522 to 1004 and encodes 160 amino acids. The transcript is spliced from 3 exons. Lineage: Eukaryota; Viridiplantae; Streptophyta; Magnoliopsida; Poales; Poaceae. The record is from RefSeq and is a predicted model, not a curated record.
CCUCCCCUCCCGUUUCCUCCCUAGGACCCUGGUCCUAGACACCGCCAGCAUCAGGUGCUCCAGUGCUCUGGCGACCGGCGCUCCACCCCGACGCUGGGAGGGCCGGGGUCUCCCUCCUCUCGCCUUCCCCUCCGGCAACGCCUCCCCCGGUGGGCGCCUCCAGCUGCUCUGCAGGCCAGCACCCGGCGCCCCCUGCUGCCGGGAGGUCGGCACCCAUUGCAGCCCUGCUCGCUGCUCCCUGAAGAAAGCAAAGGGGUCCAAGGGUUCUAUUCAACGACAAGCUCGAUGACUCGAUCAGCUAGCCAAGCCACAAAAGGCACCACCAGGCACUAGCCAUCACGGCAUCUCUCUCCCCCCACUCUUUCUAAAGCAUCUCUCUCUCUCUCUCUCCCCCCUCUCUCUCUCUCUCUCCAAUUCACCACAACACGCCCUUCACACGACGCACAAGGGCACACACUCCUGAAGCUCACAUACACUCCUGAAGCUCAGAGAGAGAGAGAGAGAGAGAGAGAGAGAGAGAGAUGGGGCCCUCUCUCUCGCCGUCGUCCGCCGCCGCCGACGCGUGCUCUCCCGACGACGCCUACUACGAGGACGACGACUUCGAGUUCACGCCUCUCCUCCCCAGGCCCCGGCGCCGUCGCAGCGCGCGCAGCGAGCGUCCAAGAACAACCGUCCAGGCCGCGGCGGCCACGCCCGCCCUGCCGCAGCCUCCACAGCAGCGCGCGCGCCGCGGAGCGCCAGCAAGCACCUCGGCGGUGGCGGUGGCGGCGCCGGCGAGCAGGAAGGUGCGGUGGCACGACUUGGCGUUCGGGUCCGUGCGCGUGCCGGCGGCCAUGGACAUGGGCGAGAUCAGGAGGCGCCUGCACGCGCGGCAGCACGGCGCCGGGAACGAGCCCUCCUCCGCCGCCGCCGCGGGGUGGGCGCCCUGGAGGCUGAUCCGGUCGCUGAGCUGCAAGGGCGUCGAGGCCGUGGCGGCCGCCGCGGCGCCGGUGAGGCUGGUGUAGGCGAGCGUGCAGAGGGUGGCAGCCCUUUGUUGCUGAUCGAGGCUGGCGCCGCCCGUGAAGGUCCCAAGGCAACGCCGGCCGGUGAGGCGGUGAGCGCGCACGGUGGCGUCGUCACGGGAGUGGCGCCAAUUGGUUGGUGGAAGUUGAGGGGCACAGGAGCGAAGCGGUGCCUAUUAAUGUUCAGUUUCAACUUGUUUUCUUCUUCUCCUUCUGCUGUCUUGAAUAAAACUUUUUUUUUGGUUUUAAACUUUCUUUCUGUUUGGUGUCUAAUGUUAGGAUUAGUUGGCUAAAUAUGUAUAGCUGUUUAAGUUACUUGUAUAUGUGCUGCAAUAUGUAGGGUCUUGAAGAUCAUGCUCAAUGUGCCUGAUGCCAAGAUGUUUAUGAACAAAAUAUAUUCUAAUAUCUGCGCCAUGUUGAGUAGUCAAAA